AUGAAUUUAUUUAGAAUUGGUAAAGGUUUUGCAGGUGUUAUUAAACGAUGGGGUUUCAAAGGCAUGCCUGCAUCACAUGGAACUUCAAAAACCCGUCGUUCAGCUGGUGCUGUGCCGGGUCCUAAAGAUCAAUUUGUUAGAAUUAGAGAUGCUAAAAAGAAACAAGGUGCUAAAUGUUUUCCACAAGAUUAUUUACCACCACCUUUUCCUACUAUUGCGUCAGAGUUAUUAGAAUUAUGCCUAGAGA
Dentiscutata erythropus is the source of this 247-nucleotide messenger RNA. The record is from the annotation of a GenBank genome assembly. NCBI's taxonomy places the organism in Eukaryota, Fungi, Glomeromycota, Glomeromycetes, Diversisporales, Gigasporaceae.